GAUUUGUAUAUGACCGACUUUUCUCCGAGUCCCUCUUUAUUUUGUUUCCCACACUCACCACCAAGCAAAAUUCCGACCGAAAAGUUCUCGGGAGGAUGGCGGAGUUUCUCUUCGAAGAUAUUUUCAAGAUUGAGCGGCUGAACCCAGAUGGGAAAAAGUUUGAUAAAGUUACUCGAAUUGAAGCAAAGAGUGAGAAGUUUGACAUGUUCAUGCACCUGGAUAUUAACACAGAGAUAUACCCAAUGAAGGAACGUGAAAAAUUCUCAAUGGCACUCAGUUCUACUCUUAAUGAGGAUGGAACUCCUGACACUGGAUAUUACACUCAGGCCAAUCGGAAGACUCUUGCUGACAACUAUGAAUAUGUCAUGCAAGGGAAGUUAUAUAGAAUUUCAGAAGGUCCUGGACAUGGUGGAAGAGCAGAGAUAGAUGCUUCAUUCGGUGGGCUUUUGAUGAUGCUGAAGGGUGAUCCAUCACAUUUCAAGAAGUAUGAACUUGACCAGAGGCUAUUUCUGCUGAUAAGGAAGGUGUAGAAAUUGUAUGAUAAUCUGGAAAAUCAGAAAGGCUCUCAAAGUUCUGUGACAAUAUGGACAAUUUUUAGCUUCCUGCGAUAUGGAAAUUCUGUACUGUUUGCUGCAUCAUCGGUGUAUGUUAAGACAUGACUGCUGUGACAAUCUAAGACUUUAUGGUAGUCAAAAUAAAAUUUCUGGUGUUCUUUUUC
Messenger RNA from Ziziphus jujuba (common jujube), 718 nucleotides. RefSeq names its product DNA-directed RNA polymerases II and V subunit 8A. Gene Ontology annotation, cellular component: RNA polymerase I complex; RNA polymerase II, core complex; RNA polymerase III complex. The transcript is spliced from 4 exons. NCBI's taxonomy places the organism in Eukaryota, Viridiplantae, Streptophyta, Magnoliopsida, Rosales, Rhamnaceae. Gene Ontology annotation, biological process: DNA-templated transcription. Bases 96 to 530 code for a protein of 144 amino acids. Gene Ontology annotation, molecular function: DNA-directed RNA polymerase activity. The record is from RefSeq and is a predicted model, not a curated record.